ACCGACAUGCCUCCAUUGAUUGGGGGCUAUUUGCGCUGAACACUGGGAACGGUAUAUAUAUCGGUGUCCUGUAAUCUAAUUUGCACGUGUGCAACUCACACGUGAUCAGUUAUGACGGCCCUCGCCGCCGCGGUCGAUUUUUUUCCCGCGAUGUCUGUCCGGGAAUGCUGGACACUGCUGCACACCUCACCGCCGUCCAUAGCCACGGAACGGGUCAUGGUCAGGUGAAAGGUAUAUCACUGCACGGAAGAUGCCAUUCGCUACUGGCUUCUCUCCUAGCAAGCAUUCAACCCUGCCAGGCAGUUCUGGGAAAGGUGGAAGUUAUUACAUCGGCAUGCGGAGGAUGUUCGGCAUUCGCGCAGCGCUGGUUCUACUGGUGGUGCUAUCCGGAGUGCUGAAAGCGCACGCUGCGGUCUACAGGACGGUUCCCCAGUCCACAGCUGUGCUGCUCGGCCACGACGUGACUCUGAACUGUUCCCUGUCCGGACUGUCCGAGCAGGACGUGGUCAACUGGCACUGGUACAACCGGGCUUCCCAGGCCAAACAUCACCACAUCUCGGCCGGCAGCGUGGUGGCGCCCGAGUUCUCCCGCUACUCCAUUGUAGGCGACACGGAAGGAGGCGAGUUUAACUUGAGGAUACAGAACGCCCGGCUGGAGGACGAGGGGAAGUACCAGUGCAGCGUGUUCUCUGUGGACGGAGUCAGCAGGGAUGCCAAGUUAACGGUUAUUGUGCCACCGCCUGAGCCACCCAGGAUUACGGGGAAUUCCAACCCUCAUCGCGUUGGGGAGGGGGCUGUGCUAACAUGCCGCUCGGAGGGAGGCAGCCCCCUCCCCCGCCUGUCCUGGUACAACGGUUCGGUGCAGUAUAACCAGUCGGACACGGAGACCUCGGGGAACGGGGUGGAGGUGAAUUACCUGGUGCCGAGGCUGACGAAGUGGCACAACGGGGCAAACCUCAGCUGCAGGGCGGACCAGCACUUCCCGGGAACCGUCCAACCUCAGGUCGUCUGGACCGUCCUGGACGUGCAAUACCCUCCCACAGUGACGGUAUCCCGGCCACAGAUCACAGUAGUAGAGGGAGGCUCCGCAAAUCUGAGUUGUGUGGUGGACAGUAACCCGGUCUCUCACAUCACGUGGUCCCGACUGGGCGAUCAUAUGCCGCCCAGGCUGGAAAUCAGAGGCCAGGAGCUGCACAUCCCUGUGGUGUCCCGGACCGACAGCGGCACGUACCAGUGUGAGGCGGACAGCAGUGUGGGGCAGGGUGCCAGGGGACUCAUCAACUUGAAUGUUCUCUUUACUGCACACACUGAACAAGAGGCAUGA
This is a messenger RNA of Branchiostoma floridae (Florida lancelet), 1324 nucleotides long. RefSeq names its product cell adhesion molecule 2-like. The transcript has 6 exons. The record is from RefSeq and is a predicted model, not a curated record. Gene Ontology annotation, biological process: cell-cell adhesion. Bases 251 to 1324 code for a protein of 357 amino acids. Lineage: Eukaryota; Metazoa; Chordata; Leptocardii; Amphioxiformes; Branchiostomatidae. Gene Ontology annotation, cellular component: cell-cell junction. Gene Ontology annotation, molecular function: cell adhesion molecule binding.